Eruca vesicaria subsp. sativa (arugula) is the source of this 1485-nucleotide messenger RNA. NCBI's taxonomy places the organism in Eukaryota, Viridiplantae, Streptophyta, Magnoliopsida, Brassicales, Brassicaceae. The record is from the annotation of a GenBank genome assembly.
AUGAUCCGAUUAAGAACCUACGCAUGCCUCAGCAUACUCUCAACCCUAACAAUAAUCCACCACGCCUUCACAACCCGAGGCCAAUUCUACCCCGCAACAGUCUACCUCUCCACAUCCAAAAUCAGCCUAAUGCUCCUCCUCAACAUGUGCCUCCUCCUCAUGCUCACCCUCUGGCACCUCGUCAAGCUCCUCUUCCUCGGCUCCCUCCGCGAGGCCGAGAUCGAACGCCUCAACGAACAGGCCUGGAGAGAGCUCAUGGAGAUUCUCUUCGCCGUCACCAUCUUCCGUCAAGACUUCUCCAGCGGGUUUCUCCCUCUGGUUGUUACGCUUUUGCUGAUCAAGGCCUUGCAUUGGCUUGCUCAGAAGAGAGUUGAGUUUAUUGAGACGACUCCUAGUGUGACUAAGCUCGCUCAUGUUCGUAUUGUUUCGUUCUUGGGGUUUCUGUUGGUUGUGGAUUGUUUGUUUAUGUAUAGCUCCGUGAAGGAUUUGAUAAGGUCUAGGCAGGCUUCGGUUUCUCUAUUCUUCUCUUUUGAGUAUAUGAUUUUGGCGACGACUACUGUGGCGAUUUUUGUGAAGUAUGUGUUUUUUGUAACGGAUAUGAUUAUGGAUGGUCAGUGGGAGAAGAAGCCGGUUUAUACUUUCUAUCUUGAGCUUAUCCGUGAUUUGCUUCACUUGUCUAUGUACAUUUGCUUCUUCUUUGUCAUUUUCAUGAACUAUGGAGUGCCUUUGCACUUGUUGAGGGAGCUCUAUGAAACCUUCAGGAACUUCCAGAUUCGUGUUUCUGAUUACCUUCGUUACCGUAAAAUCACUUCCAAUAUGAACGAUAGGUUCCCUGAUGCAACUCCCGAAGAACUUACUGCAAGUGAUGCCACAUGUAUCAUAUGCCGUGAAGAAAUGACAACUGCGAAGAAGUUGAUAUGUGGACAUCUCUUCCAUGUGCAUUGUCUUCGAUCCUGGUUGGAAAGACAGCAGACAUGUCCUACUUGCAGGGCACUCGUUGUACCUCCUGAGAAUGGCACAUCUACUACAGCUGCAGGGCAACGAGGAUUACGCCAAGGUCCUCAACAAGGUACUUCAAGCUCAGGUGCUCAGGGAUCUGAGACACGUUCUUCUACUGGCGUUUCCAAUGAUAGUUUGAGCAGGCACCACGCCAGGCUUCAAGCAGCUGCUUCUGCAGCUGCCAUGUACGGGAAAUCAAUGGUUUAUCCAUCUGCAAACACAGUAGCAUGGUCGCAGCCGGGUACAGAGAAAGCUCCAACAGAAGCGGCACAUCAUCCUUCAUCAUCAUCCUCUGCCCCAUGUGAGCUUGCUGGUGAAAACUCUCGUGCCUAUGCAAAUAUCCCAGAGGCUAAGCUGGAAAAUAUGAAGAACUCUUUAGAGACCCAGCUCGAGAAUUUGCGAAACAGACUUCAUUUUCUGGAGAAGAGGAAAGUGGAAUCCACAGGGGAAGCAGAUAACAAAGGAAAGACGGUUGUUGAUGCUUAA